Molecule: messenger RNA, 3237 nt
Organism: Calidris pugnax (ruff)
Lineage: Eukaryota; Metazoa; Chordata; Aves; Charadriiformes; Scolopacidae
Gene: FGFR3
Product: fibroblast growth factor receptor 3
Exons: 19
Coding region: 1-2541 (846 amino acids)
Biological process (GO): positive regulation of kinase activity; positive regulation of MAPK cascade; protein phosphorylation
Cellular component (GO): membrane; signaling receptor complex
Molecular function (GO): fibroblast growth factor receptor activity; fibroblast growth factor binding; ATP binding
Source: RefSeq, a predicted model, not a curated record
AUGGAAGCCGAAUACUUGAAGAGCGAGACCGCCUUUCUGGAAGAGUUGGUGUUUGGAAGUGGAGAUACCAUUGAACUUUCGUAUGGUAUUGGGAUUGCACCUACCAACAGAACUCAUAUUGGACAAAAACUGUUGAAGAUAAUCAAUGUGUCCUAUGAUGACUCAGGGCUGUACAGUUGCAAGCCAAGGCAUUCCAAUGAGGUCCUGGGAAACUUUACAGUCAGAGUUACAGAAUACUUGAAGAGCGAGACCGCCUUUCUGGAAGAGUUGGUGUUUGGAAGUGGAGAUACCAUUGAACUUUCGUGUAACACCCAAGGCUCUUCUGUGUCUGUUUUCUGGUUUAAAGAUGGUAUUGGGAUUGCACCUACCAACAGAACUCAUAUUGGACAAAAACUGUUGAAGAUAAUCAAUGUGUCCUAUGAUGACUCAGGGCUGUACAGUUGCAAGCCAAGGCAUUCCAAUGAGGUCCUGGGAAACUUUACAGUCAGAGUUACAGAUUCCCCUUCAUCGGGUGAUGAUGAAGAUGACGACGAUGAGUCAGAAGAUACAGGUGUCCCCUUCUGGACCCGGCCAGAUAAGAUGGAGAAGAAGUUGCUGGCAGUUCCUGCGGCCAACACCGUUCGCUUCCGAUGUCCGGCGGGUGGAAACCCAACUCCUUCCAUCUACUGGCUGAAAAACGGCAAGGAGUUCAAGGGAGAGCAUAGGAUCGGGGGCAUCAAGUUGCGACACCAGCAGUGGAGCUUGGUGAUGGAGAGUGUCGUGCCAUCAGAUAGAGGAAAUUACACCUGUGUUGUGGAGAACAAAUAUGGCAACAUUAGGCACACAUACCAGCUUGAUGUAUUAGAAAGGUCACCCCACCGACCAAUCCUGCAAGCAGGGCUCCCUGCCAACCAGACUGUGGUGGUAGGGAGCAAUGUGGAGUUUCACUGCAAGGUCUACAGUGAUGCCCAGCCUCACAUCCAGUGGCUGAAACAUGUGGAAGUCAACGGCAGCAAAUAUGGACCCGAUGGGACGCCCUACGUCACGGUGCUGAAGACGGCAGGUGUUAACACAACGGAUAAGGAGCUAGAGAUUCUGUACUUGCGAAAUGUUACUUUUGAGGAUGCUGGGGAAUAUACUUGUCUCGCAGGGAAUUCUAUUGGGUUCUCACAUCACUCUGCUUGGCUGACGGUGCUACCAGCAGAGGAGCUCAUGGAAAUGGAUGAUUCAGGCUCGGUGUACGCUGGCAUUCUCAGUUAUGGCACUGGCUUUGUUCUCUUCAUCCUGGUGCUGGUCAUUGUGAUUAUCUGCAGGAUGAAAAUGCCAAACAAAAAAGCCAUGAACACCCCCACUGUACAGAAAGUCUCCAAAUUUCCACUCAAGAGACAGGUGUCAUUGGAGUCCAACUCUUCCAUGAAUUCCAACACUCCCCUGGUCCGGAUCACGCGUCUCUCCUCCAGCGACGGGCCGAUGCUGGCCAACGUCUCUGAGCUGGAACUGCCUCCUGAUCCCAAGUGGGAAUUGGCACGAUCUCGCCUGACCUUGGGGAAGCCGCUUGGCGAAGGGUGUUUUGGCCAAGUGGUGAUGGCAGAAGCAAUUGGGAUUGAUAAGGACAAGCCAAACAAGGCCAUCACAGUUGCUGUCAAGAUGUUAAAAGAUGAUGCCACUGACAAGGACCUUUCAGACCUGGUCUCUGAGAUGGAAAUGAUGAAAAUGAUUGGGAAGCACAAAAACAUUAUUAAUCUCCUCGGUGCUUGCACGCAGGAUGGACCACUCUACGUGUUGGUGGAAUACGCGUCGAAGGGAAACUUGCGGGAAUACCUCAGGGCACGUCGCCCACCUGGCAUGGACUAUUCCUUCGACACCUGCAAGCUGCCCGAGGAGCAGCUGACAUUUAAAGACCUGGUUUCCUGUGCCUACCAGGUGGCCCGGGGCAUGGAGUACUUGGCGUCUCAGAAAUGCAUUCAUCGCGACUUGGCAGCCAGGAACGUGUUAGUCACUGAAGACAAUGUGAUGAAAAUAGCUGAUUUUGGCCUCGCUAGAGACGUUCACAACAUCGACUAUUACAAGAAAACCACCAAUGGUCGGCUGCCUGUGAAAUGGAUGGCUCCAGAAGCCUUGUUUGACCGGGUCUAUACUCACCAGAGCGAUGUCUGGUCUUUUGGAGUGCUACUAUGGGAGAUCUUCACUUUGGGAGGGUCUCCGUAUCCGGGAAUUCCCGUUGAGGAACUCUUCAAACUCUUGAAGGAAGGCCAUCGGAUGGACAAACCCGCAAACUGCACCCAUGACCUGUACAUGAUCAUGCGGGAGUGCUGGCACGCUGUCCCCUCGCAGCGGCCCACCUUCAAGCAGCUGGUGGAAGACCUGGACAGGGUCCUCACCGUGACGUCCACCGAUGAGUACCUGGACCUCUCGGUGCCCUUUGAGCAGUACUCACCGGCCGGCCAGGACACCCACAGCACCUGCUCCUCGGGGGAUGAUUCGGUCUUUGCACAUGACCUGCUGCCCGACGAGCCCUGCCUGCCCAAGCACCCUCCCUGCAACGGCGUCAUCCGGACGUGAGGACACCCCGGGCAGACGGAUGGACAAACGGACAGACGGGCAGUGUGCCCACGGAGGCGCGAGGGUGGGGCGCCGAGGACGAAACCGUAGUGAAGGAUCUUCCAGUGGAACUGUUUGGUGGUGCCCAGAGAUAUGUGUUGUUGUCAAGCUGUUCAGGGUAAAAAAGAAAAAAAUAACUUUUUUUUUUUGUUCUUUGAUAUUUUUUUUUUCCCAUUUGCUGUAUAAAAAGUCAAGAAGCACUGUUUGGCCUGAAGGAACUAAUCUCUUGCCAAGAUGAUUUCUCAUAUAUAAUUUUUUUUUUUUGGUUUAUUUUUCAUUUUGGUUUUUUUUUUUUUUUUAAACUAAGCAGAAUGUUGAACUUGGGGGGUGCUGACCUCCCAGCCUCCGUGCUUGUGAUUCGAGUGCCAGAGUAGCCAUUCUGUGCCUGCAAUACGAAGAAGAGGAAAAAAAAAUCUUCCUUUUUUAAAAAAGAAAAACACAGACAAAAAAAAAGUGUAAAGAAUGUAGAAAUUCUUUGCUUAUGCAAUCUGUACAUGAACCUUUUUGGUGGAGCUGAAAAGCCACGUUGCCUGCAGGGAUUCAUAUAUUUAUAAAAAUAUCUAUAUUUUUAUUGUCGUCGUUUUUAUAGCUUCAUGAUCUUAUUACCCAGCUACAUAGAAGGAAUCCUUUUUGGAAGAAGAAAAAAAAAAAAAGAAG